Messenger RNA from Kwoniella shivajii, 1428 nucleotides. RefSeq lists its product as uncharacterized. The transcript has 3 exons. Gene Ontology annotation, molecular function: DNA-binding transcription factor activity, RNA polymerase II-specific; RNA polymerase II cis-regulatory region sequence-specific DNA binding. The record is from RefSeq and is a predicted model, not a curated record. Gene Ontology annotation, cellular component: PcG protein complex; transcription regulator complex; chromatin. Gene Ontology annotation, biological process: regulation of transcription by RNA polymerase II. The coding region runs from base 1 to 1428 and encodes 475 amino acids. Lineage: Eukaryota; Fungi; Basidiomycota; Tremellomycetes; Tremellales; Cryptococcaceae.
AUGUCAGCUGAAACCUCACCACAUCAAUCUUCCCAUCUUCCUCCAGUCUACGCUCAGCAUCCCAAUCCCCUCACGUCCACUCCAUCCCAUUUACCUCCUCACCCGUCAUCCAUGCAUGAGUCACCUUACGGUCACGGCGAUAAUAGCAUGACAUCGAUCAAAACAGAUGACUCGUCAUUGAACGAUUCCCCUGUCGCGUCCUCAAAAGGUAAAAAUGGUGCAACAGGGCCAGCAGAAGGAAAAUCAAAACCUCACGUCUGUCCUAUAUGUCAAAGAGGAUUCACAACAGGAGGUCAUUUGCAGAGACAUCAUAGAAUUCAUACAGGUGUAAAAGCUUUCAAAUGCCCAUUCCCAGGAUGUGAGACUAAGACAAGUAGGCAGGAUAAUCUACAACAACAUUAUCGCACACAUUUGUCCCCUACCCUUCGACGUGGGUCCGGUUCUGCUGCUCGAGCUGCCGUCAAUGCCGCUAUGGAAGCCGCUGGACUGAAAUCCUCAUCUCGUGCAUCUCGAAAAUCAAAAGGAUCUGCUGGUGGUACACCUUCGUCAAACGCCAGUGGUCACAUUCCUUCACCUUAUGCUACUCCUACCAGUCAAGGUCCCCCAGCUCCUUAUGCGCAAUAUAUGUAUGAUCCACAACAUGGAUAUCCUGCGUACCCUAUGCCUCCCGGUGUCAGCAUGGCUCAAUCUCAAUCAGCAGCUUCGAGCCGAGUACCGUCUCCUGUGAAUGGACAUUCAUCUGGACAUUCAAGUGUCGGGUCUAUGCCACCGGCUCAUCAGCAACCAUUCUUCUCUCAACCUUAUGCAUCGCCAUAUGCUCCUUACCCAGGUGUUCAUCAACAACCCUAUCGAUAUGGACCUGCGGGAGGAAUGCCAUCACCGUACGGAGCAGGACCUCAUCCUCAUCAUGGACUUUAUUCACCUGGUAUAGCAUCAGAGCACGGUCAACAUAUGUAUAGCCCUAUGCAGAGUCAAUUCCAGACUCACUCAAGGGAAUCAUCAUACGGCAUUUUAACACCAGGAUAUGGCGGAGGAAAUCCAAUGUCAAAUGGUUACCCUCCUUCAAGAACCCAAAAUUCAACUCCGUUAAGUCAGUCACACGAUGAUUAUGGUAGAAGAGCAAUGUCACCCGGCCCAGGUCCAGGGCCAGGUCAAAAUGGUCGAAGAAGAUCACCACCACAUGAUAUGUUGGGUCAAGGUGUAGUAGACCCCUCAAGCAUGUCAACUAGAAUGGGUCCAGGUCCACCCAAUCAAGGUUUACCAUAUGGUUACGGAAGUCAUCAUAAUGGUAUGCCAUACGGCUACGGUCAACCCAUGUCUCAGCCUCAUUCAAGAGAUCCUUCAGGUCAUAGAACUAGCGUGUCAAGCUUAUCGGAGGACGGUUCAGGUAACGGUGGUUCAGAAAAUUCAAAGGGUCUUCAUCAAUAA